AUGAAGGGCGCCAUCGUUUCUUCCAUCCUCAUCUCGGGGGCUGCUGCCUUCCCUUUCGUCGUCGAUGUUUCCGGCGUCGACUCGAGCAUGAUCCAAGCUGAACGCCGACGAAUUCGACGACAGCAACCAGCGGACGGUGCUGGAAGCGCUGCCAACUGCCCAUUCAACGCCAACCACGUCCCAGCCGCUCCAGUCACCUCGCAAUACCCAUACAACAACGCAAAGAACGGCGUCAUUGGCAACCAGAAGGGUGGUUACCAGGUCCCAGCUCCAGGCGACACUGCUCACCAGUUUGUGGCACCAAACCCAGAUACCGACAUUCGUGGCCCAUGCCCAGGAUUGAACGUUGCUGCCAACCACAACUUCUUGGCGCACGACGGAAUCACGACCUACACCGAAUUGGUCGAUGCACAGCAGAACAUCUACAAUGUUGGCUACGAUCUCGCCAACCUCCUCGCCCUCCUCGGUCUUACCCUGACUGAUGGCGAUCUCGUCACCGAGAAGCUUUCUAUUGGAUGCGAUGCUACUACUCGCACCUCCGUUAACCCAGUCUUGACCGGCGCUGAGCCUGGUCUCGACGGCCACAACAAGUUCGAGGCCGAUACCUCGCUCACCCGUAACGACUACUUUACCCACGGUGGCGACAACUUCAAAUUUAACGGCACCCUCUUCGGCAUGAUGACCGAGACCACCGGUGGCAACUACAACCUCCCCAACCUUGCCCUCUACCGAUACCAGCGCUACCAGCAAUCCGUUAACGAGAACCCCAACUUCUACUUCGGCCCACUGAGCUUGCUGCUCUUCGGCGCCGCCUCGUUCUUGUACGAGCUGAUGCCAUCCGGCACCCGCGGCUACGCGCCAGACGAGUACACCAUCUCCUCUUUCUUCGGCGCCGAGAAGAACGCGGACGGCACCUACUCCUUCAACAACGCCGAGAAGAUCCCCGACAACUGGACCAAUCGUGUCGAGCCCUACACCAACGAGCUCGUCGGCGCCGAGAUCAUCAAGAUGUACCUGCUCAACCCCGUCCUCUUCGGCGGCAACACCGCUGCUGGCAGCUUCGACGCUCUCCAAGGCUGGGGCGGCCUCAUCGCCAACGGCACCAUCCCCUCUGCCGUCGACCCCAAGGUCACUUCAUGCUUGCUCUACCAAAUCCUCACCGAGCGUGUCCCAUCAUACCUCAACGGCGUCCUUACCCCAACCGUCGAGGCACUCAGCUUGAUCGCUAGCAAGCUCUCCAACACCGAUUUCUCCAACCUCGGCUGCCCUGCGCCGCUCAGCAAGUAA
This is a messenger RNA of Zasmidium cellare ATCC 36951, 1287 nucleotides long. RefSeq lists its product as uncharacterized. NCBI's taxonomy places the organism in Eukaryota, Fungi, Ascomycota, Dothideomycetes, Mycosphaerellales, Mycosphaerellaceae. Bases 1 to 1287 code for a protein of 428 amino acids. The record is from RefSeq and is a predicted model, not a curated record. The transcript is spliced from 2 exons. Gene Ontology annotation, molecular function: peroxidase activity.